Messenger RNA from Balaenoptera acutorostrata (minke whale), 3634 nucleotides. It is a transcript of the gene NHLH2, whose product is annotated as nescient helix-loop-helix 2. Gene Ontology annotation, molecular function: RNA polymerase II cis-regulatory region sequence-specific DNA binding; DNA-binding transcription factor activity, RNA polymerase II-specific; protein dimerization activity. The transcript has 2 exons. The record is from RefSeq and is a predicted model, not a curated record. Bases 1645 to 2052 code for a protein of 135 amino acids. Gene Ontology annotation, biological process: regulation of transcription by RNA polymerase II. Lineage: Eukaryota; Metazoa; Chordata; Mammalia; Artiodactyla; Balaenopteridae.
UUUAAUGAAUGAGUGGGUGAAGAGAAAAACAAACAUAUUCAGAAAAGUAGAAUGGUCUCAUAUAUUGAUCCUUGAAAUUACAAUACCUGGAUUCUGUUCUCAAUAUCAGCAAUGACUUAAUCUAUUGAAAGGUUUUUAUCAUAUAUGGGAAAAUUAGUCCAGUGGCAGGGUAUCUCUCAAAAAUAUGAAUAUGCUUAAUCAAGCCUUGUUGAAGUGUCUUUUAAAAUGUAAAUGAUUACAAAUAAAUGUUAGCUGUUGCAUAUCUGAAUAUAUUUAUUGUAGCACCAUAUAUAGUAUAUAUUUCCAUGUUCUGGACACAAACAUUAUCCUAAACUUUAAGGGAAGAUAUUGGUUUUAUAAUGUGCCAGGAGAAUUUGUCCAUAGUCAAUAUGUUGUUUAUUUGCACUUAAAUAUUGCAUCAAUAAUCUGAAAAAGAGAAAUAGCCUGAUUAUGGCUAGAGAUUCUGAUUAGAGGCUAAGGUUUCUAUCAUGGACUGCUUUCAACUGUUAUAUUUUAUGGCAUAGAUUCAGUGGGAAUCUGAUCUGCUAAAAUAUUUGGGCUGUGAAAACUCCCACACUGUGACAGAUGUCAAGUCCAAUUAAGUGACUCAUGUCCAGGUUUCUGUCCAAUAGGAUUUCCCAUUAAAUAUCAAUUUAGGGAAAAAAAAUUCCAUCCCCCUUCUUAAGCCUUUAUCUCUUCCACCAUCUCCAGGCUGAAUCAAUUGGUACCAGGAGAGCCAAGAAGCCACACACUCAUCUCUGCCUCUUUGCUCUGGCUCUCCCACCCUCCCGCGUCUUUCUCGGCUUCCCUGUCACUGUUACUCCGGGAGACGUUCACUUUUCACCAACCUUUCUCCAAACAUCUCCAAGCCACUGACUAUAUAUAUUUUGCUACAAGGUAAAGAAAGGAGGGGGUGGGGGUGGGAGAUGUAACCAAGCCUUGAAAGACUUUGAAACUGGAAAUAUGUGUCUGUUUAUACAACAUACAAGUAAAUGAGGGAAGAGGAAGAGGCAAGCUAAGCCCCGAGUUACAGUAUUGUGUUCCUGGGAACUGGGGAGACAUCAGCUGAACAAAGCCUUAUCUCAAAAAAAAAAAAAAAAAAAAAAAAAUCACUUCUGAGCAAGAUCAAAUCUCUGCCUUGCACUUCCCAGUUUCUGCUCAGUCGUAUUAAGGGAAGGAAAGGCGUUCUACAGGAGCGGAAUCUUAUCUUAACCAUCUUUCUUAUUGAUUCUUCCGCUAUUAGAAAGUGGAGGAAUCAGCCCUUUGAUGUGAUUGUGUUUAUCUCUGCAUCUCUUUUGUUAUUUAUAGAGACCUAGAAGAGGAAAAGAGGCACGAGACUUUUCAACACAUCGUUUAAAAAAAAAAUCAACAACGAAUUUCCCGAAAUGUUUGAGAACAAUUAAAAGGAAAAGCCGUUUUUGAUCUAUCAACUAAGUGAACAAUCAUUCAUAUCGUCCACAUCCUGAGAUAUUAUCGUCCCUCGCUGUGGACACCAGCGAGAUGACAGCUGCUUUUUCAUUUUUGAAUGUAAUAAAUAUUUGCUGCUUCUAAUAUAUUUCGGCAUUUCUCCCUGCUAUUCCCUGGGAUUUUAACUCUAAAAGAUUGGAGAAAAGAUUAUCGAAAAGGCUUUUACAAGCCUCCAAAAUGAUGCUGAGUCCAGACCAAGCCGCCGACUCGGACCACCCCAGUUCGGCGCCCUCGGACCCGGAGUCGCUGGGUGGCGCGGACGCCAAGGUGCUGGGCAGCGUGUCGGACCUGGAGCCGGUGGAGGAGGCCGAAGGCGACGGCAAGGGCGGCAGCCGGGCCGCGCUCUACCCGCACCCGCAGCAGCUGAGCCGCGAGGAGAAGCGCCGCCGCCGGCGCGCCACGGCCAAGUACCGCUCGGCCCACGCCACCCGCGAGCGCAUCCGCGUGGAGGCCUUCAACCUGGCCUUCGCCGAGCUCCGCAAACUGCUGCCCACGCUGCCCCCGGACAAGAAGCUGUCCAAGAUCGAGAUCCUGCGCUUGGCCAUCUGCUACAUCUCCUAUCUCAACCACGUCCUGGACGUGUAGAGCCGGGGUCGCGGCGCGGGGCCGCUUGGCCGGGAGUGGGUAAAACGCGGCCAACCCGGGCGGUCGCCGCGGCGAUGGAGGAGGAGACGGUGGCCCAGCGGGACGGCCGCCGCCACGGCCUUGGACCGGGUAGGAGGCUCGCACCGUGUUCUCUCCUGUCGGCAGGGCGACUCUGGAAGGUUUCCGACUCCAGAAGGGUGGGGUUGUCUGGCGAGCCCUGGGGCUUGUAGGGAGUAUUUUCCAGGCAAGGCGAACCUCCUGGAGGCACCGAGACGAGUGGCCUCCAGGCCUCCCCUCCACGUGUUAGGAUCCCUUUAGGGGUUGUUGCUUUAGCUCACUAGAGACUGAGUUCUCCUACAUUCAUCUCCCACAGAUCUUCAUGUUUUGAAAGAAUGAGGGCAGAAGCUCAGAGUCUGGGCUUCUAACUUUAGACUAUCUGGAUUUUUUCUAACUGACAAAUCACCAAACAUCAUGAGGGGAGGGGAGGGAAUCUCCUCCAGGGCAGAGAUUCAAGACACAGAAAGGUGGAACAGGAAACUUUCUGAUCCGUUGUGAAAAGAAAGAUUAUAUUAGAAUCCAAGUAAAACAGACAAGCCUAGAAGAUAUGGUAAGGUUAAAAACAUGCAUUGAGAACAAACAGAUAUUGUGGGAAGAUUUGAGUUUGGUGAGAUUUUUAACCCCAAGGUCUGACGCUAAUGUAGACAGGAAAAUCCAUAUUUAAAUGGAAAUAUCUGAUUGCUUUUUCAGGCGAAGUGCCCCUUUAUAUAUCCAAAAACAUCUAUUUGUGACCUUAAACAUGUGGACCCAUAGGUGCAGUUAGAAAAGACAACCUAUUUUUAUUUAUGUUAGAAGGAGUAGAGUAUUUUUUUCAAGACACUUAUUUUUCAGAGUGGUGAUAAUUUUACUUUGGACACUCUGUGCCAAUUUAUUUAUAGUCAAGUGUUUACACUUUCUCCUGUGGAAUAAUUAUGUCUAACUUUUUACGUGUUUGUUGAGAUUAUACUGUGGUCUUUCUUUUUGCUCUAAUUAUAUUGCACUUGUAUAACAAAUUUCCCACAUCUCCCUGUUUCUAAACAUAUUUUAUAUAUUAAGAUGUUUGUUCCUGAAAGGUUCUUUUGUUGUGACAUCAGCAACACUAGCACUUCACUGUUAUAGUUUUUUUAAAAAAGUCAGUGUUGUUAUCCUUAUCUGUAGUUAUGUCUGAAAAGUACUUUGCAAACCGUUUAUAAGGAGAGUAGCUUCUUUGUGUGUGUGUGAUGUUUGUGUGUGGGAUGAUUUUAGGAAAUUAAGUUAUUUUCCUAAAAAAAAAAAAAAAGAAUUCAGAACUACUUUCCUCUGUGACAACCAAAAAGAAAAGUCUAUAACCUGAAAAUGUUUCAUGUUCUCAGCUGUGAAACUCUUAAAACAAGGAGUGUAUUUUAGAGACAAGGGAAAAAAAAAAAAAAAAACCACAUCUGCUAUCCAAAGAAUUUAGUCUUUUUCAGGGUUUUUUUGUGUCUCUGUUGCUUUAUAUAAUGCAAUAUUUUGUAGUGAAAAUAGAUAUAAUCUGGUUUCUAUCUGACGAGUUUUUCAUAUCUCAUGA